GACCUAGCAAGGUAGCCAAAGCUUCUUCAUUCCGCAUCUCAAGAGAAUUCUUCCCUUCUCUCUCUUACAACUUUCCCACCAAGCGAACUUGGUAAAACUCAAACAAUACCCCUUCUCUUCUACCCAAUUCAAUUGAACCUUAUUUACAGGCACAAAACAUACCAUUUGACAAGGGUUUUCAACUUUAAUCCAUCUUGUCGCAUUGUCGCUCAGAAGCUUAUUCGCGUGUGACUCCCCGCCGCGAUUUCUUCUGCCCCGCGACAAUACAAAACCAACAAUAAAUAUACAAAUCAAUUACUCACCCUUUCAAGUCCUUCCUCUCUACAUUUUCGCAUUCACCAUAUAAAUACGAGACCUGCAUUACGCAAGGACACAUACUUCUAUUGUCUAGUCUUUGUCUGAAUCUCCGUCCUUACAAACCGUACUAAAUCAACCACUUGUCAAAAAUUCUCCCUCCGCCCGUUUGCCAUUAUGAGCGACCAAGAAACCAAGCCCGCCGAGGGUGUCACGGCUCCGGUCGAGAACCCCGACGCAAACAACAACGAAUCUGCGACCGCCCCUGAUGCUAUGAAUGUAGAUAAUCAAGAAAUCGCCGACGACAAGGCUGCGGACGCUAAGGAUACAAGUGGUAAUACUGAAGAUGCUGCCAAGGAAGACAAGACUCCUGAUGUAACUGAGGCUCAAGAAGACAAGGUCGAGACCAAGCAGGAGACACAACCGUCGACUACUUCGGCCAAGCCCAUGUUAAAGGUUAACAGAAAUGGUUGCCCCACGCGAGAGAAAUCGGACCCUUCCAUCCUCCCCGACUCGGACGACGCUAAGCUCAUCCGCCGUCAGGUUCAAUUCUACUUUAGCGACAGCAACCUACCCCAAGACAAGUUCCUCUGGGAGAAGACUGGAGGCUCUGAGAACAAGCCGGUACCCAUCUCUUUGAUUUGCAGCUUCUCGCGUAUGCGUCGAUUCAAGCCUUACUCGGCCGUUGUCAAUGCGCUUAAGGAUAGCGAGGUCCUUGUUGUAGAAGGUUCCGAAGGCGAAGAAACGGUCCGUCGAAAGGGGGCUUUUCAAGAAGACCCGGAUCGAGAGAAGAAGAUUCAUGAGCGCAGCACCUACAUCAAGGGCUUUGGAGAGGAGAAGAAAUCCACUCAAUUCGACGUCGAAGACUUUCUCUCUAAGUAUGGAGAAUUCAACACAGUCCGUCUACGACGAUCCGAGGAUUCGGAGAAGGUUUUCAAGGGUUCCGUCUUUGUUGAGUGGAUCGACAAAGAGACAGCGGAUGCCUUUCUAGCUUUAGAUCCCAAGCCUCUAUGGUUAGGCGAGUAUGAGAUGUCAAUCAUUCCGAAGACAGAAUAUGUAAUCCAACAGGCGAAAGAAGAAGCCCGUAAGGGGAAGGGUCACGGACAUUCACAACGCGGCCAGCGCGGCGGUCGAGGUUCUCAUCAAUCGCGAGGUAAUCACCGCAACACUGAUGUGAACGAUUGGAAGAAGCGCCGCCAGGAGGAUCAUCGUAAUGGGUUUGAUGAUCGUCGUGGCCGUCGCGAUCACCGUGGACGAGGACGAGGUCGAGGUGGCCGUGGCCGAGGUAACGAUCGUGGCCAGAACGGUAACGGUCGUGCCGAUGAACAGCAGCGCACCGCUCGAGACAAUGGAAGACCUAAGAUUCACGCAAGCAAAGAAAGCAUUAAGGAUAUGAAGGAAGAGGCCAAGCGCAAUUCCGAGGCGCAGGCAAACGGAAAGCGCGCUAGAGACGACGAUGGUACCACCGAUGCUCCUCCUACAAAGAAGGUCGACACUAAGGAGGCUGCCGCCAACGCUGCGUGAGCAAUUUGAAGCAGCUUAUUAUUUGCCUCAAUCAUACCAUACCCCUUACACAUAAACUUGUUUCCUACCGAUUCUUCGUGGAUUCCCGUUACUACUGCGUCGAGAUGCUUUUGCCUCAGAUAAAAGCGGGUAUAGAUUUGCUUACCUAGGUAGCUACUGCUAUCUUGCUAAAGAUCCGAAUGGGUCUUAGAGUACGCAUGAGGGUACUUUGCACGAAGGUGUAGGAUAACGCAGGUUUAGGUAAUUGCCUGCUAAAUUCAGGGAUUCCUAAGAACCAGCUUUGGCAGCACUUGGUUUCCGUUGUGGAAACGGAAUUGGCAUUGGCGUUUGCUUCGGACUUAGGUAUUUGCUGCCACUACAAAUAGCGCCAGAUAGAUUUGCCAUAAAAUGAAAUUUUAUGAUUGUAAAAUA
Messenger RNA from Hypoxylon trugodes, 2229 nucleotides. RefSeq lists its product as uncharacterized. NCBI's taxonomy places the organism in Eukaryota, Fungi, Ascomycota, Sordariomycetes, Xylariales, Hypoxylaceae. The transcript has 2 exons. Gene Ontology annotation, molecular function: mRNA binding. Bases 472 to 1818 code for a protein of 448 amino acids. Gene Ontology annotation, cellular component: nucleus. The record is from RefSeq and is a predicted model, not a curated record. Gene Ontology annotation, biological process: RNA processing.